AUGGCGUCCGCAGGAGAAUGGCGGCCCAAACAGGGCAGCGAGGGCGGGAGCUGGGCGUACAGCGUGAGCUGCGGCGGCACGCGCGAAGACGCAGUGGAGAUCGAGUUUCCCUUCAAACCCUAUCCUUGUCAGGAAACCUUCAUGGAGAAAGUCAUCCAGGCGUGCGUCAGCAAGGAGCACGCGCUUCUCGAAUCUCCCACAGGGACUGGCAAGACGCUCUGCCUGCUUUGCGCGUCGCUCGCGUUUGUGCGAACGGCCUCUGAGGGCAUUCUCUCGGCGUCUGCGGACUCCGUGUCUCACAACAAGCUGACCUACGAGGCGCUGCAGCAUCGGCAGACGCUCGCGAAGAAGCCGCCUCUCUCUCUUCUCCCGACUCCACGACCUCCAUCUCUGGCGCCUGCCGCCGCCCCGCCGCCGGUCCGGUCCGUCCCCCGAGUCGUCUACGCGUCGCGGACACACAGCCAGCUCCAGCAAGUCGCGCGAGAGGCGCGUCGAACUGCUUUUUUCACUUCGCCGCCGUCCGAGGCCUCCGCAGAGGCGCCGGGGGUCUUUCUGGGCGCAGCCUUCCGCGCGAGAACUCGCGAGAGCGUUCCACCCGCGCCCAGGGCCGCCCGCAAAAAAGCGAUGCGCGUCGCGAUCCUCGGCAGCCGCGACAACCUCUGCGUCCAUGCAAUCGGCCAGAAACUCCGCGGCGCAGCGCUGAACCUCGCGUGCAAGAAGAAACUGAGGGGCGAGGGCUGCCGAUUUUACAACGGCUCCGUUCGCGACAAAGACGGCGUCGCUCAGGUGCUCCAGACCCUGGGGCCGAUGGACAUCGAGGACCUCAAGGCCUGCGCAACAGGCUGCGGACCUCCCGGCGUCGAGAAAGUCCAGUUCUGUCCCUUCUAUACGAUGCGCGACUACCAGGAGAAGAGCGACCUCGUCUUGCUUCCUUACAACUACUUGCUCGAUCCCUCCGCGCAGCUUCUCAAGCCAGGAUCUCUGGCGAACUCCAUAGUCAUUAUCGACGAGGCGCAUAACGUCGAACAGGUCGCGGAGGACGCCUCUUCGUUCGAGUUGCGGCAGAUGGAUAUUGGUCGCUGCAUCAACGCGCUCGCCGCGCUCGCUGAGAUCCUGAGCAAUCGUUCUUCGCCGCCGUCUGUGAGCGUGGCGCAGUUGCUUUCGCUCCAGCAGUCUCUCGGGCGUCUCGACGAGUGGAUCACCUCGUUCGAGCUCAGCCCACCGACCGAGAAUCUGCGCCAUCCGCACGCGCUGCUCAGCCUCGAGCAAGUAGCUAAGGCAUUCACUGCAUGCAGCGACUUCUCCGCGACGGCCGGCGCGCUUUCCUCGCUCCGGCCCGACGACGCAGCGCCUCUCUUUUCGCCUCAAGGCAAAGCGCGGUUGGACAGCCUGCUGGCUGCCUGCAUGCAGAUGCUUCAAGACGAGAUCGCGGAGAACGAGAAUAGCGUUGAGCGCCACGUGAACAGCCUCGACAAUCUCCGGCGCAUCUUCAACAUUCUCUACGCAGAGCUCACGUGGCAGAAUGCUUCGAGCUACCGCGUGUAUCUACACGACGAAGGCGAAGACGCAGUUCGGCGCCAGCAGCAGUCCGAGCGCGAAAAGGAAGACGAGCAAAGCUCCGGCGGAGGCUGGAGCAAAAAAAAGAAAAACGAGCACAGCGGAAAAACCAACACAGAGAGCGACGCCACACUCGCAGUCAAACCACGAUGCCUCGCUUUUUGGUCCAUGUCGCCGGCCCCAGCGUUCGCCUCGCUGCUGCUCCAGGGAGCUCGAUCCAUCAUCUGCACGUCCGGAACGCUCGCGCCUUUGCUUCCGCUGGCGCAGCGGCUGACGGCGAGCGCGACUCGGAGGCGGAGCAAAGCGACGCGAAAAAAACGCGUCUGGAACGACUACCGCAACUACCGCAGCAUGACCUUCUACCAGAGGCAGCUCGAAAAUAAAGAAAAAGAUGACAAAGGAGCCGAAGCGGAGCCGGACCUCUUCUCGCCGCGUGCAACGCGCCGAGAGGAGCUCGACGCGGAGCAAAACGAAACGCUGAUCUCGACUUUCCAGAACCGCAACAGACCGGAGUAUCUGCGGGCUUUAGGUUUUUCGCUGCUGCGUGUCUGUACUCUGGUCUCCGGCGGCGUUUUGUGCUUCUUCGCCUCCUACGCGCAAAUGCAUAUGUGUGUCAACGAGUGGAAGAAAGCCUCGCUCUCCGCGUCCUCCGCGCCACCCUCAACCGACGCCGCGUCUGGCGCCGCCGUUCCAGCGGAGGGCUCGCGCUUCGCGUCCUUCUUCGGCUUUCGGGCCUCGCGCUCGGGCGCGGCGGCGACCGCGCCCGCUGUGUCCGCGACGCUGUUUGACGCUCUGCAGGCCGUGAAGGACGUCUUCGUGGAGCCUGCGAACUCGCGCGACAUGGCGGAGCUGCUCACGUCCUUUCAGGCGUCGGUCCAGGGGGCGAACAGGCCAGCCGCGGCGGAGACCCGCGCGCGAGAGGGCGGAGGCGACCGGCGACGGCAGCGCGAGGGUAGCCACGCACAGACGCGAACAGGCGCCGUGCUGCUCGCCGUCUGCAAAGGAAAAGCGGCGGAAGGAAUUGACUUCUCAGACCACUUCUGUCGCGCCGUCGUCAUCUGCGGGCUGCCUCUCGCGUCCUACUUUGAGCCGCGCGUGCAGCUGAAGCGCAUGUGGCUCGACGAUUGCAUGCGGGCGCAGCUUGCGCUGGAAACCAAAAGUCCAGGUAUGGCACACCGCGCCGAGACUCAAACGUCCGGGGCUGCGGCUCUCAUCAGCGGGCGGCAGUGGUACGACCAGGAGGCGCGCCGGGCGGUCAAUCAGGCCGUAGGGCGCGUCGUCCGGCAUGCGCAAGACUUCGGCCUGGCCGUCUUCCUCGACAGACGCUUCGCCACUCUGGACUUGCAGAAGGAUCUGCCGGCGUGGGUCCGGCGCUCACUGGCGCUUCCGCCGCCUUCUGCGUCUCCCUUUGCCUUCCUCGCUUCCCGCGUGCGUUCGUUCUUCGCCGCGCUGCCUGCGUCGCUCCUUCAGUAUGCACUCGGCAAGAUGCAGCGGGCGACGGACUCUGCGCCGCUCUCGCACUUUCUCGCAGAGGACGAGCGCGACCAGGCGGCGAAAGCCAACGACCCCCCGGGCGGCUUCUUCAGGCCGGACGGCGGCCCAGCGCCUGCAGAAGGCGCGGACAAGGCGCUCGCGGCGAGCGAGCUGGGCGGCGCGCACGCGUUCGCCGCCACGCCGAAGCCCACGAGCGUCAGCGCGGCGGACGCUGCGCUGCGCUGCUCUCCCGGGGUCGACGCGAAGCGCCAGGAGCCCCCGCCGAGUGUGUCGGCCGAGGUCGCUGCGGAGAGGCGACGCAAGCGGGAGAUGGCGCUGCUCGCGACGGGGCGGAAGCCGUUCCGCGCGGACGCGGAGAAGAAAAAGGAGAAGAAACGCGAGCCCGCGCGCGUGCUGUCGCUCGCCGAGCUCGAAGAGCAAUCGAUGCGCCUUCUCGGGGGGGGCGGCAGAGACCGCGAAAACGCGGGCGGCGCAGGCGACAGAGCUGCCUCGAAAUCAGGCUCCAGCUGGACGCUCGGCGGCGGCCUCGGCGCCAAGCCCAACGCUUCCGCCAGCAGCGCCCGGGCCUCCUUGGCGGGCGACCGAGACGACCAGAACGGCGUUGCGGCCGCGCCCGGUGUCCCGCAGGAGACGCCGUGCGGAGACGCUGCGACGACCAAGGCUGAGGCGCCUCGGCCGGCUGCGGCGGCGGGCGAGAAGAUAAAGGACGCUGGGAAGAAAGCCGCGGCUGACCUGAUUCUCCAGGUGCGCCGGCUCAUGGAGCGGGACGCGGGAGAGGCGAAACCCGCGUCGACCGCCGCGGACGCGCCCAACAGCUUCUUCACCUUCUGCAUCUGCAUGCGGCAGCUCGGCAGUCUCCGAGGCAAGGCGCCCGCGGAAGCCGUAAAAGGCUACAGGGAGAUCGUGGAGCGACUCUGGGAUCUCCUUCUCCCUCUGCCUGUGGAGAUGCCUCUUGCAGCUUUCGCUCCGGCCGGUAUCGCGGCUAGCAACGCGCGGGCAGCGGCGGAGGCAGGGAGUUCCGCUUCGUCCUCUCGGCGAGAUUCUUCGGCUCUGCGGGAGAAGAAGGAAAUUCUCUUGAAAAUCAUCACGAGUUUUGUGCCGGCUGCGCACCAACGCGACUUGCUUGUGGCGGUUGACUAUCGCUUCAGACGCGUAGUGCGCAGCGCGCGGGCGUCUGCAGCGCAGUCACUUGGCGCACAGCAGAGUGCGGAGGCCGAGGCGCGGGUUAUAGCCUCAGAGAGAGUCUCUGAAGAGACAGGCGCAGGGGCAGUCGUGCGCCGUUGCACGGGGGAGAAUGGCCUCACAGACGUGGGCGAACGUCGAGAGAUUACGACGACGAGAGGAUUUGAACCUUCCUCCGACGAGAGCCCGGACGCGCUUGUCACGGUAUGUGAGGAAUCUGAAGAUGAACGCGACGAGGAAGACGAGCCCGCGCCGCGGCCGGCGAAGAGAAGCCGCGUCGCGGGCGAGGCGCCUGAGUCCGGCGAGGCGAAACCGACGCACGAGAGGGGGGGAAGCGACUCACAAGAGGCGAAAGAGAAGAUGAAAGGAAGAGUCGGCUUGUGCCUUAUCUGCAGCGACGACUUGCCGCUUCACCGGUCUCUCAACUGCGGUCACGAGUUCUGUCUGGCCUGCUGGACUGCUCAGUUGCAGCGGCGGUUGGAGUGCCCGGUGUGUCGGGCGCGGACUCGCGAGAAGCACCUCGUUCCCGCGUGA
Molecule: messenger RNA, 4767 nt
Organism: Besnoitia besnoiti
Lineage: Eukaryota; Apicomplexa; Conoidasida; Eucoccidiorida; Sarcocystidae
Exons: 19
Coding region: 1-4767 (1588 amino acids)
Biological process (GO): negative regulation of t-circle formation; telomeric loop disassembly; negative regulation of DNA recombination
Cellular component (GO): nucleus
Molecular function (GO): DNA polymerase binding; hydrolase activity, acting on acid anhydrides, in phosphorus-containing anhydrides; ATP binding
Source: RefSeq, a predicted model, not a curated record